AUGGCCACCACUGCUGGGUCCUCGAGGGACACGGGGACGAGCCCUGACCUGGAGAGCAGCCUAGGCACUUGGGGACAAGCGAGCACACCCGCGACGCCGAUCAGCCCCACCAUCCCUGCCACCCCAAAGCAGGUCCUGGAAGAGGAGGACAUCAGGAGCAUCAUCGGGCGCUGCAAGGACACGCUGUCCACCAUCUCGGGGCCCACCACCCAGAACACCUACGGGCGCAACGAGGGGGCCUGGAUGAAGGACCCUCUGGCCCGGGAGGAGAGGAUCUACGUCACUAACUACUACUACGGGAACACACUGGUGGAGUUCAGGAACCUGGACAACUUCAAGCAAGGGCGCUGGAGCAACUCCUACAAGCUCCCGUACAGCUGGAUUGGGACAGGGCAUGUUGUCUACAACGGCUCCUUCUACUACAACCGGGCCUUCACACGCAACAUCAUCAAAUACGACCUGAAGCAGCGGUAUGUGGCUGCCUGGGCCAUGCUGCACGACGUGGCCUACGAGGAGUCCACGCCGUGGCGGUGGCGGGGCCACUCAGAUGUGGACUUUGCCGUGGAUGAGAACGGCCUGUGGGUCAUCUACCCGGCCAUCAGCUAUGAGGGUUUCAACCAGGAGGUGAUUGUGCUGAGCAAGCUGAAUGCGGCCGACCUCAGCACCCAGAAGGAGACCACAUGGCGGACGGGGCUGCGGAAGAACUUCUAUGGCAACUGCUUUGUCAUCUGUGGGGUCCUGUACGCAGUCGACAGCUACAACAAGAGGAACGCCAACAUCUCCUACGCCUUUGACACGCACACCAACACACAGAUCAUCCCCCGGCUGCUCUUUGAGAAUGAGUACGCCUACACCACGCAGAUAGACUAUAACCCCAAGGACCGCCUGCUCUACGCCUGGGACAAUGGGCACCAAGUCACCUACCAUGUCAUCUUUGCCUACUGAGACCCCCCGCCAUAGUGGGGCACUGCGAGCCAGGGGCCACCAGCACCUUUUAUUAUUAUUUUUAUUGUUAUUAUUGUUGUUUUGUACAAAUCAAAGAGUAAAUGAUGGGUUUUGUUUCAAGCUGUUUUUAUAUGGUGGAUUGUAGAUCGAUCCCCAGGCCAGAACCACCCCCUUUGUCCUUGCUGUAACCUUGCUUC
Molecule: messenger RNA, 1142 nt
Organism: Phaethon lepturus (White-tailed tropicbird)
Lineage: Eukaryota; Metazoa; Chordata; Aves; Phaethontiformes; Phaethontidae
Product: olfactomedin-like protein 2B
Exons: 3
Coding region: 1-945 (314 amino acids)
Biological process (GO): signal transduction
Source: RefSeq, a predicted model, not a curated record